Amborella trichopoda is the source of this 1175-nucleotide messenger RNA. Its product is annotated as peptidyl-prolyl cis-trans isomerase. Gene Ontology annotation, molecular function: peptidyl-prolyl cis-trans isomerase activity; cyclosporin A binding. Gene Ontology annotation, biological process: protein folding; protein peptidyl-prolyl isomerization. The record is from RefSeq and is a predicted model, not a curated record. Lineage: Eukaryota; Viridiplantae; Streptophyta; Magnoliopsida; Amborellales; Amborellaceae. Gene Ontology annotation, cellular component: cytoplasm.
CGAGCCGUGUAUUCUCUUCUGCAUUUGUUUGCUGCUCUUCUCUUUUAUUUAUUUUUUUGGAAUAGUAAUGGCUUCCACAGUACGUAGGGUUUCCUUCAAUCUCAGGGUUGGUGACGGUAAGCGAUGCCGCAUUCGAGUCGAAGAGGAGGAAAUUCAUCAGACAAAAACUUCUUCAGAGGAGGAACCAACACCUGCCGUCAUUAGGAAUCUAUUUGAACUCAGCAUUGACAGUGGUGGUCAUAUCGCCAUUGAAGUUGCAGACAGAGAUAGCCAUCCAACAAAACCGAAAAAGCAAGACCAAAAUCAAGAAGCAAGGGCUCCAAUCCACCAAGAAAAACCAGAGUAUGCCAUUGUUAACAGCGCAGACUUGCCUUUUGCUUCUAGGGGCCCUAGGGUUUUCUUUGACAUCACGAUCAGUGGGUUCAAAGCAGGCCGGAUCGUAAUGGAGCUCUUCUCCGACGUGGUUCCAAUUACUGCAGAGAACUUCAGGGCCUUGUGCACCGGAGAAAAGGGUAAAGCCCCUAACGGGAUGCCCCUCCAUUACAAGGGUUCGUCAUUCCAUAGAGUUUUUCCAGGUGUGUGCUGUGCAGGGGGCGAUUGCAGUGGUGGAGAAUCAAUCUAUGGUGGAAAGUUUAAGGACGAAAAUUUCAAGGAGAAUCACAAAGGCUUUGGGGUCCUAUUCAUGGCUAACGGAAGGAUGCCUGAUAACAAUUGCUCCAAGUUCGGUAUAGGCCUGAACAAGAACACUGACUUAGAUGGACGGUAUGUUGUGUUUGGUGGGGUGGUGGAGGGGCUGGAUGUGGUCCGGGCAAUCGAGAAUGUCGGCUUGCCUUCCGGCGAGAUCCUCAAGCCCGUGCUCAUCGCAGACUGCGGCGAGGUUUGAAGACAUAACAACGAAGCCACAGAGCUCCUUCCUCUGCAGUUAGGAUUUGUGGCUUCUUUCCUCUCCUAGCUUUAUUGAUAAACGCCUUAGAACUGCUACGGUUGCUUGGAUUUUCUUUCUUCCUUGAUACAGAUUAUGAAUUGUUGUCUUGGUGUUGAUUAUGAACAAUUAUUGUGUUUUAGUGUAAAUUUGAAAAUACUGCACGUUUUUUACUUUUGGGAGGGUUAUGGAUUCCAGGUUUUCGUUGUUAUGGCCUCUGUUUUCUAUUGAAGAGAUGUGUGCAUUUGAGUUU